Molecule: messenger RNA, 819 nt
Organism: Trichobilharzia regenti
Lineage: Eukaryota; Metazoa; Platyhelminthes; Trematoda; Strigeidida; Schistosomatidae
Source: the annotation of a GenBank genome assembly
AUGCAUACAUCAACGCCUUACACUCAUCAAGUAACACAAGACUAUACCAUUCCCAACGGAUUAAACAUUUCAUCAAGUUUUCAUGAGGAUUUACAUUUAAGCACAUCUCAAACUAACUUGAAGAAGCGUAAUAAACCAUUGAUGGAGAAGCGUAGACGUCAAAGAAUUAAUCAUGCACUUGAAGAAUUACGAAAGUUGAUUAUUGAACCUCGAAUGAAGCAUUCUAACAAAUUAGAGAAGGCCGAUAUUCUAGAUAUAACUGUGAAAUUUAUCAAAGAAUUAUCAGUUGGUCAUCUCUCUGGAAACUGUCACAGGUCAUCAAUAGAAAUUCAAGAAGCUGAAAAAACACGCAUGUUUCUCUACGGUUAUCUAUCGUGUGAAACAGCCUUUAAAAACUCUAUUCAAAGAUAUUUAUCCAGCCAGCAGUUGACCAGUGAAUGCGUCUCAUCCUCAUUAUCAACAUCUAUUUGUAAUAAAACAGAAAAAGACUAUCUUUCUAUCCUUUCUGAAGAAAUGACUCUGCAUAGACAAUCUACAAUGUCACGUCUAUUCAACAAAGAUCUACCUUCACCUAGUGGAGUUUCAUCUAAUUGCACUGCCACAAAACAGAAUUCAUUAAGUGAUACAUCGAACUCAACUACUUCAUUACCAGAUUAUAGUCCUCGACAGAAUUCUCCACUUCACUGUACAGAACACCAUAGUCCAGUGAAUUCAUCCGUACAGUUGAACAGCGUAAAUGAAGAAGUUUUUGAUUCUGAUUCGUCAAUAUCACAAUCUCACGGUUCAUUCUUAGGAACUAACGAAGGAAAUCUGUCUUAG